Messenger RNA from Rotaria sp. Silwood1, 504 nucleotides. The record is from the annotation of a GenBank genome assembly. Lineage: Eukaryota; Metazoa; Rotifera; Eurotatoria; Philodinida; Philodinidae.
AUGAAUGAACAAUUUUUUCUUCGCUGUGAUGGUAUUUCUGACAUCAACGCACUACCUCAACUUUCUGAAAAGACUUUCCGAGAAACAUUUACAGAAGACUUUUCUAUUGCUUAUCCUGAAAACGAUCUUGACACGUACUUUCAUUCAUCAGCUAGUCCCGAAAGUUUUGCUAAGAAACUAAUUGAUUCAAAACGGACUAUAUGGGUAAUACAAGAUAAAAGAAAUGAUGAACUUGUCGCUUAUGCUAUUGCUGGUCCUUGUGAUGACAUUCGCCAUCCUGAUGUUGACUUAAAGCAGGAUGAACAAAUUAAAGCACUAUUUAUUCGACGUGACCACCGAAAUCUUGGGUUUGGUAAACAAUUGAUGAAUAUCGUAUUACUUUGAGGUGCAACAACAUCUGUACCUAUAGAAGAAAUUGCUUUAACUGAUCUUUCAACAAGUUCUCGAUACAAAGCUCAUGAAGCAUCAUCUGUAACACAAACUACUCCUCUUGUUAAUUCAUGA